CUUCCAUAUCUAACUUUUGGUUGUGAGACAAAGGCAGCAGUGCUCUCUGAAAACACCAAAAACCUCUUUUGGGUUUUUGUGUGAAAAUUUGUAAUGGGGUUCAGAGUGGCUGUCUUUUUAGGGUUUGUGCUUCUCCUCUCAGGUGGAAAUCUUUGCUCUGCAACACAAAACAAGUCCAGCACCAAUGAGACCCUCCACCAGCUUCCACAAGACCAAGUGACAACAAGCUCAGAGCAGACAAAAGGUCAUCAGUCAAAUCAGACAGAGCAGAAGUACAUAGUCCAGGCUCCUGUUACCUUCCAGCUCAGGACCUACCAGCUCAGGAAACCAGCUGACAAACAAAAACUCCCAAAGCCUGUUGAGGAACAAACUCCUCAAAACAUGCCAACAGCACAGGGGGGGCAAGCAAACUCAGAGCAAACGGAAACCACCAAGCUGCCGGCCCAAGGUCCAGAUCUGAGCCUGCCUGUGAAGAAGGAAUCCAAGGGGCUGGUGAGGUUUGAGCAGCGGAUGCCUGUUCCCGCUGAGAGUGUGUCUGCACGCUGUGGCGAAGGAAAGGUCACCAUAGCGGUCAAACAGAACUUCCUUGGAAACGGUCAGUUGAUCCAUCCAAGUGAUCUAACCUUAGGAGGAUGUGCGGCCGUGGACACAGUUGACCACAUUCUGCUGUUCCAGACAGAGUUGCAGAACUGUGGCGGCACAGUUAUGAUGACCGAGGAGGUUCUCAUCUACUCGUUUCCUCUGAUGUAUGCUCCAACACCCAUUGGUGACACCUUCAUUUUAAAGACAAACCCAGCUGAGGUGACAGUCCAGUGCCAAUAUCAAAGGAGACAUUAUGUGAGCAGCAACGCUCUGAUGCCUACCUGGACAACAUUUGCCUCAGAAAGGCAAGCAGAACAGAGGCUGCACUUCUCCCUGCAUCUCAUGACAGAGGACUGGCAGUCACAGAGGCCUUCCAAUGUCUACUUCCUGAGUGACGUGAUGCACAUCGAGGCGUCUGUUCUCCAGGGUCACCACGUUCCUCUGAGGAUCUUUGUGGACAGCUGCGUGGCAACUGUGAAUCCAGAUCCUAGUUCUCAACCCAGAUACCCCUUCAUCAACAACUAUGGGUGUUUAACUGAUGCUAAGCUGACUGGAGCCAAGUCUUACUUCAUGCAGAGGAACCAGGAGGACAAACUUCACUUUCAGCUGAAAGCAUUCAGGUUUCACCAAGAUGACAGGAAUUCAAUUUACAUCACAUGCCAUCUGAAAGCGACACGAGUCGACGUUCCCAUUGACGCGCAACAUAAAGCCUGUUCAUUUCUGACUGAAGCUAAAAGAUGGGUGGCAUCAGGUGGAGACAAUAAGGUUUGUGACUGCUGUGAGACCAGCUGCAGUGGGCAGAGACGGAAAAGAAGCUCUGCAACAGAUGCUGAGCUGCAGUGGGAGGGGACGGCAGUUCUGGGCCCCAUCCUGUUGGAGAAUGGCUUUCUGCUUGAAGAUCUAACUGAGGUACCCGAGCUCCUGCCAGAACCAGUUCCUCAGCUCCAGACACAAGAAGAGAAUCGUGCUGCCUUGCGUUUCACAGCCUUGCUGUGUGGAGCAGGUGCAGCACUGGUUGUGAUGUUAGUUUUCAUGAGCGCUGUAAUUUGCAGAAGACUUCACAAACCCAUUGGGUAUUCUGUUUGUACCUGAUAUCGGAUAAUAAAACAUUUAUAACAAA
Messenger RNA from Melanotaenia boesemani (Boeseman's rainbowfish), 1702 nucleotides. Its product is annotated as zona pellucida sperm-binding protein 3-like. Gene Ontology annotation, biological process: egg coat formation; binding of sperm to zona pellucida; positive regulation of acrosome reaction. The record is from RefSeq and is a predicted model, not a curated record. The coding region runs from base 94 to 1674 and encodes 526 amino acids. Gene Ontology annotation, cellular component: extracellular matrix. The transcript has 11 exons. Gene Ontology annotation, molecular function: acrosin binding. NCBI's taxonomy places the organism in Eukaryota, Metazoa, Chordata, Actinopteri, Atheriniformes, Melanotaeniidae.